AUGCAGCGAAGGCAAGGGCCGGGUGGCGCUCAGCCGGUCCGGUCUCGCCGGGGCGUGGUCAGACUUGGCAUAUCCCAUAUCGACUUCAUAUCAAUCCACUAUGUCUACUUCAUCAUUGUACCUUUACUCUGUUCCAUCAUUUUCUGGGCGUCAUCGGACCCGGAGUUCAGCAUCAGCUAUACGGACAGUUUAUUUUUGGUUGUGUCAGCUAUUACCGAGGCCGGGCUCAAUACCGUCGACCUCAGCAGGUUGACGACGUGGCAGCAAAUCUUGCUGUGCCUUUUGAUUCUAUUCGGCAGCGCUAUAUGGGUGUCAAUAUGGCUCAUUGUGGCUAGAAGACGUUCGAUUCGACGACUGUUGGAAACAGAUUGCCUUAAUCGGCUUGGGAAUAUCCGGCGGGAGGAAGGGCAACGUGUGGAAGACUCCAGCCAGCACGCUGCCGAGAGGAGCGUCAAUGUGUUUGAGAUCUGCAACAGCGACGGACUAUGGCUGAGGCAGGAGUCAGUAAGCAGGAAUGCGACAUGCGACGUUGCAACUGGAAUAACUCAACCCACAAUUACACCAGGGACGACAGCCUCCAAGGAAGCCAGUGAAUGCAUCGGACCUGAUUGUAGUCCACUUGAUUUUUUGACCAACAAGAGCGUUGACGGGAGGGGCCACUUCAUCAAUCUCACUAGCGAAGAGAGGCUACAUGUUCUUGGCAUCGAGCAUGACGCUUUGACAUUGCUGUCUCUUGUCGUGCCGCUGUAUUUCAUCCUAUGGCAACUUCUUGGCUGUCUCGGGCUCGGCGCCUGGAUUGCCAAUAACCUCCCCGGUCCAGCUGUGGCAAAUGGCAUUAACCCUUGGUGGCUGGGCAUAUUUAACGGAGUCUCUGCAUUCAACAACUCGGGCAUGUCGCUCCUCGAUGCGAAUGUAGUUCCUUAUCAAGGAGCCUACUAUGUGCUCAUUACCAUGAGCCUGCUGAUUCUUGUAGGAAACACAGCAUACCCUAUCAUCCUUCGGCUCAUAUUCUGGGUCUCCUUACACGGUUUAAGAUUAUUGUCAGCUAAACCUCGUGUUACCAAGUGGAAAUUAACCGUUGAGUAUAUUCUAAGGUAUCCCAGACGAGUGUCCACGAAUUUAUUUCCAGCAUGUCACACGUGGUGGCUGGUGUUUAUGGUUCUAUUACUCAAUGGAAUAGACUGGGCCGCGUUUGAACUUUUAAAUAUCGGGAAUCCUGUGAUUACAGCGAUACCUGUGGGGCCCCGUCUCUUAGACGCCGUUCGAUCCGGAGGCUUCUAUGUAGUCCCAAUCGCCAAAUUACACAUUGGCCUUCUCGUAUUAUAUGUUAUCAUGAUGUAUAUUUCAGCAUUCCCGGUCAUCAUCACCAUGCGCCACUCAAAUAUCUACGCAGAGCGCUCCAUAGGCACCUACACCACGAACGCCCAAGAAUCGGAUAUCAAUGGUUCAUCAACUCAAGACGGUACAGCGACGGAAUCUGGAAGCCUGUUCAUCUCACAGCAAAUCAAAGGCCAACUGGCACGUGACAUCUGGUUACUCGCUCUCGCCAUCUUCAUCAUUUCCGUGAUUGAAGCGUCACAUUUUAGAGAGGAUCCAGUUUCAUAUAGCGUCUUUAACAUUAUAUUCGAGGUUGUUUCGGCGUAUGGAUGUGUUGGCAUAUCUGUUGGUCUGCCGUCAGUGAAUUACAGCUUUUGUGGCGGCUGGCAUAGUGGCAGCAAGUUGGUGCUCUGCCUUGUUAUGUUGGGGGGUCGGCAUAGAGGUUUACCGGCUGCUAUGGAUCAUGCGGUACGCCUGGCUGGGAAACACUUGCAUUGGGAAGAGCAAGAGGAUGGUAUGGUUGGACGAAUAGUUUCACCGAAUUGGUGUUAA
This is a messenger RNA of Pochonia chlamydosporia 170, 1869 nucleotides long. Its product is annotated as cation transporter. Gene Ontology annotation, cellular component: plasma membrane. Gene Ontology annotation, molecular function: high-affinity potassium ion transmembrane transporter activity. The record is from RefSeq and is a predicted model, not a curated record. Gene Ontology annotation, biological process: potassium ion import across plasma membrane; intracellular potassium ion homeostasis. The transcript is spliced from 2 exons. NCBI's taxonomy places the organism in Eukaryota, Fungi, Ascomycota, Sordariomycetes, Hypocreales, Clavicipitaceae. Bases 1 to 1869 code for a protein of 622 amino acids.